AUGGAAGGAGGGGAACGUGGACAACAGCCUCCUAAUUCGACAGCUUCUAUUAUUACGACAUCAUCAUUGGAAGACAAUUCUUCCUAUCUCGAAUUUUUUCACGAUUCGCCGGCAUCAUCGUCCCGUCCUUUGACGGCCAACAGUAGCACGCACACAUCGCCAAUGCGAUCUUUAUCGAAUUCAUCUGGUGGAUUAUAUAUAAGUGCUCCCGGGAAGAUUAUUUUAUUUGGUGAACACGCUGUUGUCUAUGGACGGACAGCAGUUGCUGGCUCUAUAGAUUUGCGAACUUAUGUUAGCUUAUUCACUUCGGCCGAUGGCAGGAUAUAUUUGUCGUUACCUGCUCUCGGUGUUGAAAGAACCUGGUUACUAAAGGAUCUUUUGAGAGCUGGAGAACGUCUUUCUGAAUACACUGUUGAUGACGGAUUGCCACCAUCCCUCGAAUUACUUGUGCCUAUAGCCCGAAAACUGAGCGGAUCUUAUGAGGACCAAUGCGGUGUACAGCAUCUAGCAAUAUUAGCCUUCUGGUAUCUUCUCCUCGGUGUAGUGCAACGAAAAAAGAAUAUACUCGCUGUAAAAGUUACCAUACGCUUCAAACUUCCUUCUUGUGUUGGUCUCGGUUCGUCAGGAGCAUACUGUGUUUGCGUUGCAGCGGCCCUUUUGCAGACAGCUGGCUUGAUUCCUGCCCCAUCAAUUCCUGUGAAUGACGAAGGAUCAUUGACAUGGGAAGACCAUCACUUAGACAUGAUCAGGAAGUGGUCAGCUGCAGCUGAGUCACUAAUACAUGGACGAGCCUCUGGACUUGAUGCGGCCGUUUGUACUUAUGGUGGUGUUGCAUGUUUCAAACCCGGAACGUGCAUUCAACACUUAAGAAAUCUCCCCGAUCUCAGGGUAAUAUUGGUUAAUUCGAAAGUUGAAAGAAACACUUCACGGAUGGUACAAACAGUAAAAGAGCGGUUGAAGAAAUUUCCGGAUGUUGUUGAAUCAAUUUUCAAUGCUAUCGAUGCAAUUUCACGUGAUGCAGCAAGAAUUCUGCAUCGACCACCGGAAGAAAAUGGCGGUAAUGAUGAGGUGUCAAAUAGUGGCAAUAGCAAUAACUCGGCUGGUUCGGCUUGCGUUGAUGGCGAUCAUCAAUUUUUACAGUCCAGUGGACAUUCUCAGCAACAGCCGAGUAGUGGAGUACAUUUACCGGGAGAAAACUCUUAUGCCGCUGGUGGUAAACGUAAUAGUAACGCUUCCGCAGCUAGUGGUAUUUCGGGAGCUAAUUCGGAGAAACAUGAACGAGGACAACUUGUCGAUUCCUUUUCUAAGCUCAAUGAUUUAUGUCGAAUAAAUAAUCAGUUACUGAUCGCAUUGGGUGUUGGUCAUCCGAAAAUCGAUCAAAUUUGUACAUUACUUGCACGGUAUGGAAUACAUCCAAAAAUGACUGGUGCCGGUGGUGGUGGAAGUGUUUUUGCUUUCUUAAAACCAGAUACGUCAGCAACUGUGUUAUCGAUGAUCAAAGAUGAGCUGACAAAGUUGGAUUACGAAUUAUGGCAACCCCCUCUUGGUGGUCCCGGAGUCGUAUGCCAUAACAGUAAGCCUGAUCUCUUUGUUGUGUCUAACACAAUGAUCGUAACACCGAGCACCACAACAUGUACAACUACCGAUUCAUCAUCCCAUUCAACUCCAUCGUUUUAUUUUCAUGACAAAAAAAUUACGAAUUGA
Molecule: messenger RNA, 1704 nt
Organism: Cercopithifilaria johnstoni
Lineage: Eukaryota; Metazoa; Nematoda; Chromadorea; Rhabditida; Onchocercidae
Source: the annotation of a GenBank genome assembly